This is a messenger RNA of Mytilus trossulus (common blue mussel), 2470 nucleotides long. Its product is annotated as trypsin-3-like. Gene Ontology annotation, biological process: proteolysis. Bases 207 to 1541 code for a protein of 444 amino acids. Gene Ontology annotation, molecular function: serine-type endopeptidase activity. The transcript has 4 exons. NCBI's taxonomy places the organism in Eukaryota, Metazoa, Mollusca, Bivalvia, Mytilida, Mytilidae. The record is from RefSeq and is a predicted model, not a curated record.
AAUAAAGUUAUUAGUGAGUUAACAAAAGAAGGGUUACAUAUUUACGAAUAUGGGCAAAUCAUCCUCUGUCGUAUUUAUACCAAUAAGAUAAAUGAAAUGACCUUAAAGAUUAAUGUAUUAGAAUCGCCUACUUCAGUAUAAAUACUCGUACAUCACUGUUAGAAUUGAUCUUGUUAGAAAUCAGUUUUAAUACCAGUAGUAGGAGCAUGUGUAUUAUAUCGACAGGUGUUACGGUAGUUAUGUGUAUUGCUAUUGGUGCACGUGCAAAUUUACAGAAGGACGACCAGGGUACCUCUCAGAACUUAACAAAGACAUAUACAGACGACAAUCACAACUCUACCUCAUAUAACGACUUAUUUUCUAAAUCUUAUUCUCCUUGGACUGGUUGGUCAAAGUGUAAUCAACAUUGUCAACAGACUCGAAAGCGGAAGUGUAUAUCUCCGAAAACAUGCGGAAGAUCCCGAAUCAAAGAAAAACGUAAAUGUAAGCGAAAGAAGGGGAAUUGUAUUGUUACAUCGUAUAAAGUACAUAACUCUACAGAAAAAAAUAACAGACUUGUUGAUAAUUUAUAUGACUUGUUUUACAACCCUUGGACUUCAUGGAAAACAUGCAAUAAUAGAUGCGUUCGUAAACGACGUCGUAUGUGCAAGAACACAAUUUGUGAAGGUGGAUAUUUAGAGGAAGAAAGAAAAUGUGUACCAAUCGGUGGCAAAUGUAAAAAGUCAUUUGUAAUACAAGGCAAAACAUCUCAUAAAAAAACAGUGUCUACUGGUGGUACCUGUGGUGUAAGGCCUGCCAUAGCGAGGCGUUCACUUAGAAUUGUUGGAGGAAGAGAAGCAUAUCCUCAUAGCUGGCCAUGGCAGGCCGAGAUUUUGAUAAAGAAGAGAAAACAUUUCUGCGGAGGGACGUUAAUUCAUCCAAGAUGGAUAUUAACAGCAGCACAUUGCAUUCCCAAAAAAGUGAAGCGACGGAAAAUUCGGAUUCGUUUAGGGGAACAUAACAGGAAAAGACAUGAAGGCACAGAAAUAGAAACAAAGGUGGAAGAAUUUUAUCCAUUUCCUAAGUUUGAUUAUAAUGCUGUAAUGCAUGACAUUGCGUUAAUUAAAUUAGUGAAAGAAAUUCCAUUGACAAAUGUGACGAACGUAGCUUGCCUUCCUGAUAAAAAAUACAAAAUAAAACAUGGUACUUUGUGUACAACUAUAGGUUGGGGUCGACAAUCAAUAACCUCUAUGAAAGGUAGUGACGCUUUACAAGAAGUGCAAGUACCUAUUGUUAGAAAGAAAAAAUGCAAAAAGGCAUUUAGUUUUACUAUCAAUAACUCACAAAUAUGUGCAGGUUUUAAAAAAGGAACAAAAGACGCUUGUAUAGGUGACAGUGGCGGCCCGCUUAUGUGCCCUGUAAAAAGAAAAAAUGGCGACAUUGCUUGGUAUGUUACGGGUGUAACAAGUUAUGGGGAGGGCUGUGGAGAAAAAGGCAAAUAUGGACUGUACACAAAUGUGUCUAAAUACUUAAAAUGGAUUCAUAAAAAAAUGUCAUCGUAGUGGUUUUCGCGUUUAGCCGAGUUACGACAAAGUCUUGUCAGGCUCGGCUUAUCAUACAUUAUAAUGACGUCUGUCCGUCCGUUAAUUAACAUUUUGUGUUUGCUCCCUGGUCUAAAUUAAUGAGGUUAGCUUUUUUCUUCACUUAAAAAGUUAGUUGUACGUACUCAUUUGAAUUAUUUUUCACUGAAACCGCAUGCUUCAUCGACAUCAAAAGCUGCCUCUAAUUGGUUUAGAUAAAAAUCAUAUACUCACCCGCCAACAAACACCAAAGGUGAUUUUGCUAUAUACUGAUCAUAAUAUCAAAUUGUAAUCAUUAAACAUGCACCCAUUUUUUUUGGUGGAAAUUGAACUUCAGGGAGAGGAUCAAAACGUGUAUACAUGAUUUAGGUGACAACUGAAUAAAUAAAUUGAAAUUAUCGUACAACUUAGUAACAGAUCUUUUACACAUUUUAAGCAGGUCGCCAUAUAUUUCCGAAGUCGAUAUUGGUGGUGUAAAUAUAGGACAAGUUUGUACUGUGUACAUGUAGUUUUCAUAUUUCCUUUAUUGCCCCUCAAUAAGUUAAAAAUCUUUCAUCGUAAUGUCACAUUUGGCCCUGCAAGUAUCUCAUUAGAGAAUAUUGUACCAUUUAACAAACCAUCUUAUUUUUUUACUUAUUUAUUUUUGUAUUAUGAGUUCUAUCUAUUUAUUCAUUUAGCAAAUACUCCAAAACAAACAGCACAAGUCUAAAUAGAGGAACCAUGGUUUAAUCGGCUACCACACCUUUUAAACUUCUGAGUAUAAACAAAAAAUGUACAAUGUACGUAAGCAGGUAUUUGGCAUAUUUGUGCUCGAAUAAAUGACAAAACAUUAUUUUAAGUACAAAAAACAUAUUUUGCAUUCAUGUAGAAUUUCUCAAAUGUCAAGAUAUCCAACUUUGUACCAUUUGGUU